This is a messenger RNA of Quercus lobata, 1594 nucleotides long. RefSeq lists its product as uncharacterized. The record is from RefSeq and is a predicted model, not a curated record. The transcript has 2 exons. NCBI's taxonomy places the organism in Eukaryota, Viridiplantae, Streptophyta, Magnoliopsida, Fagales, Fagaceae. Gene Ontology annotation, biological process: tetrapyrrole biosynthetic process. Gene Ontology annotation, molecular function: uroporphyrinogen-III synthase activity. The coding region runs from base 38 to 949 and encodes 303 amino acids.
GCGUUAGAUGAAUGAAUGAAUUGACGUGACCAAAGAAAUGAUGACCAUGCAAAAUCCAACGUAUCCUUUUCCGGGCCCACUAUCCCCCACCACCGCCGCCACCACCACUUGCUCCUACCCCACCGUAGCUUUCACAACGCCACCAAACUACGCGGCGCGUCUGUCUCACUUGCUCACCCUCAAGGGCUUCAAUCCCCUGUGGUGCCCCACACUAGUCACCCACCCAACCCCACACUCCCUCAAACCCUACCUCUCUCCCCCUCCAACUCUCGAAUCCUUCUCCGCCAUCGCCUUCACCUCACGCGCCGCCAUCACAUCCCUCUCAACCGCCAUAGCCGACUUCACCGAACCCCUCUUAUCCCCACACGGCCACACCUUCAUCCUCGCCGCUCUCGGCAAAGACUCGGAACUCAUCGUCAACGACGAUUCCUUCAUCGCCAAGUUUUGCCAAAACCCUAACCGAAUCAGAGUCUUAGUCCCUCCAAUCGCGACCCCGAGCGGUUUAGUCCACGCGCUAGGGCUAGGGCUCGGACGGAGACUCAUGUGUCUGGUACCAACCGUGGUGGGGCUCGACGAGCCGGCGGUGGUGCCGAAAUUUGUGAAGGAGCUGGAGGAGAAGGGGUGGGAUCCAGUGAGGGUGAGCGCGUACGAGACACGGUGGAAGGGGCGCGAGUGUGUGAAGGAACUGGUGGAGAAGUGCGAGAGAGGGGAAUUGGGUGCGGUGGUGUUCACGAGCACCGCUGAGGUGGAUGGGCUGUUGAAGAGUUUGAGGGAAAUGGUUGGUUGGGAUUGGAAGAUGGUGAGGAAAACGUGUCCUGAUUUGGUUGUGGCGGCCCAUGGGCCUGUCACUGCUGCUGGGGCUGAGAGUUUGGGUGUCAAAGUUGAUUUGGACUGUGUUUUCUUUGCUACUACAGGCACUGACCAAAACCAGGUAAUAGUUUUUAAAUAGAGAUUUGAAAUCUAUGACGUUUUCUUUCUAGUGUAGGCGAAAUUCAAAUUCAAGUUUUGUAUUCGAGGACAAGAGACAUUAUCAAUUGAACUAACUAGAAUUUGCAAUCAAAUACUAGUUAAGAGCAGGCACUGGAUUUUAGAAUUUCAUCAAAUUGUUUCAGGAAAGAAUAUAAGCAUGCACUGUUUAAUAACACAUACCAGACCAAAGGAAUGGAAAGAAGAAAGAAGAGCUGGUCCCCAACUCUCUUAACCCCCCUAACAGACAGCUAGGGAUGUCUGAGAAUCUGAGAUGGUGAAAGGACCAGUUCUGUUACAAGAAAACCACUGGGUGAGAAUUGAGAUUAAUGUUUAUGGAGAGAUACAUAAUACAUUAGCUUCCUUUAUUACAAUUGAAAUAGAGUAGUUAAAAUUUCCAACAGUAGAAGAACAUUGGCAGCAUCCCCUUCAGUUAUGAUAUUUACUGGGCAUAGGUACUGAUCACAGAUUGCAGCAAAAAGGGCAGCCAUAGCUUCUCCCCUUAGUGCAUUCCCUGGAUAUUCUCUUUUUGUCCUAGCUUUUCUUAAUUAAACCUUCUUUAUCUUUGCAAAUGACUCCCAGGCUCCCAGCAUGACCUCUGAUUCCCUAACAGUUGCAUCAAAGUUUA